Molecule: messenger RNA, 798 nt
Organism: Symbiodinium sp. CCMP2456
Lineage: Eukaryota; Dinophyceae; Suessiales; Symbiodiniaceae
Source: the annotation of a GenBank genome assembly
AUGGGGAAGGCAGCGAAGGGUGGCAAGAAGCUCCCAGCGGCGCCGCUGGCUGACAAGAAGAAGAAGGCCAAGAAGAAUCCACUUUUCGAGAAGACCCCUCGAAACUACCGCCUGGGUGGUGACAUCCAGCCCAAGCGCGACCUGACGCGUUUCGUGAAGUGGCCCAAGUACAUCCGCUUGCAGCGCCAGAAGCGCAUCAUGCUCAUGCGCCUCAAGGUUCCCCCUGCUAUCAACCAGUUCAGCAUGGCCAUUGACAAGAACCAGGCAGCGUCUCUUCUGAAGCUCUGCAAGAAGUACUCGCCGGAGACCAAGGAGGCGAAGAAGGCGAGGCUGAUGGAGAUGGCACAGCAGAAGAAGGACGGCCAGGAGGUGAAGACGAAGAAGCCCCAGGUUCUGAAGUACGGCCUCAAUCACGUGACAACGCUGAUCGAGGAGAAGAUGGCAAAGCUCGUCGUGAUUGCCCAUGAUGUGGAUCCCCUUGAGCUCGUGUGCUGGCUGCCGGCACUGUGCCGCAAGAAGGAUGUGCCUUACUGCAUCAUCAAGGGCAAGUCGCGCCUGGGCCAGUUGAUUCACCAGAAGGCCUGUGCGUGCAUUGCCAUCACCUCCGUCAAGCCAGAGGACGAGAAGGAGUUGAACACCCUGGUCAACAACUUCAAGGCACAGUUCAAUGACAAUGCUGAGGUGAAGCGAAGAUGGGGCGGCGGCAUCAUGGGAAUCAAGUCCCAGCACAUCACUGCACGAAAGGAGAGGGCCAUCCAGGCCGAGAAGGCCAAGAAGCUGGGCCUCCAGAUCGCCUGA